GCAUAAAUCUGGCUAACCAUUGUCAGGUCUUCAAUCUUCAUCAUGAUCUUGCAGAAUAAUUCCAGUAUGGGCGCAGACAAGGGCUCCCCCGUGCAGUUUGAAGACUUCCUGCCAUCGAUGGUGAGGAAGCUCGGGUCCGAGGGUCUGAUUCAAGAGCUUUGCAAGGGGUUCCAGCUGCUGAUGGACCCCAGGGCAGGCAAGAUCACCUUUCAGAGCCUGAAGAGGAAUGCAGCCAGUCUCGGGCUUGGGGACCUCCAGGACGAUGAGCUCUCGGAGAUGAUGAGGGAAGGGGACCUAGAUGGGGACGGGGUGCUGGAUCAGAUGGAGUUCUGCAUUCUCACGGUCGGACUGAGCCCUGAGCUGAUGGAAGAAGAGGCACAUAUAUAAUGUUUCAAUAUUGAUGUAAUUUGAUCCUUGUUACUAGAAUACA
This is a messenger RNA of Phragmites australis (common reed), 430 nucleotides long. RefSeq names its product calcium-binding protein PBP1-like. The transcript has a single exon. The coding region runs from base 43 to 387 and encodes 114 amino acids. Gene Ontology annotation, molecular function: calcium ion binding. The record is from RefSeq and is a predicted model, not a curated record. Lineage: Eukaryota; Viridiplantae; Streptophyta; Magnoliopsida; Poales; Poaceae.